Podarcis raffonei (Aeolian wall lizard) is the source of this 1016-nucleotide messenger RNA. It is a transcript of the gene SPAG8, whose product is annotated as sperm associated antigen 8. Gene Ontology annotation, molecular function: microtubule binding. Bases 93 to 989 code for a protein of 298 amino acids. The record is from RefSeq and is a predicted model, not a curated record. Gene Ontology annotation, cellular component: cytoplasm; nucleus. Gene Ontology annotation, biological process: positive regulation of transcription by RNA polymerase II. The transcript is spliced from 7 exons. NCBI's taxonomy places the organism in Eukaryota, Metazoa, Chordata, Lepidosauria, Squamata, Lacertidae.
CAUGGUAGCGGCCAGCUGGGCCCCCAGUCCGUGUUUGGCGUCUCCGCGACGACGUCUCCGGUCCACCACCCCGAGCGGCGACGGUUGGAGGGAUGGAGCCGGAGGGCGGGUCCCUGGCUCCCGCCCUUCAAGGCCCACCUGCGGCCAGCGAUGGAGAGGCAGCGGCACUCCCUGGCCCCGAAGCCCCCUGCUGCGUGGCGGAGCCCCCUCUGUGCCCGGGAGAGGAGGGGCAGGAGGCGGCGGUGGUGUACGGCCCCAAGGAGAUGCUGCCUGAAGAUCCCCCAGUGGUGGUCCGCACCCCAGCCUACUCGGUGGAGCUGCCUCCCUGCCACGGGGUCCCGGGACCCACUCUUGGGGAGCUGCCAGCCACGGAACAGGAGGCCAUCCCCGUCGUCCCCCUGGAGCCCAUGAGGGAGCUCCCCAUUCGGGGAAAGUGCCUGAUCUACAACUGGCAGGAGGAGAGAGCCACCAACGAGCUGGACCGCGUGCCCUGUCCCGAGUGGGGCACAGAGGCCUCCUUCUACCGGCACGGGCACCGGGGGCUGCUCACCCAGCAGUUUCUGGCUGGCCUGAGCAGCACCACCACCAUGAAGGACGCCUACCGCAGGCCCUGGAGGACGGGGCUCCCCAUAAGAGGGCAGCGUGAGGCCAUGUUGGAGUGGCUCCUGUACCAGAAGCACAGCAAGGAGCUGAAGGAGGAGGAGGACGACGGCCCCCCAUGUGGACCCAUGGAUACCAUCUCCACCACGCACGACCACUAUCGCAAAGAGGGCUUCGUGUCGGUGGCCCCUGCCCCCACCAAGCCCCACGACUACCGCCUGGAGCAGCCGCAGACCUUCUGGUUGGAGCACUGCCGACAGGUGCCGGGCGUCUCCAAUAUCCGGACUGGUGACACCCCCUUCAAGAAGUGUGCGACGUUCACGACCCCCACCACCGAAUACCUCGACCAGCCGCUGCCCUAUGGCCCAGAGAACUACCCCAAACUCUAAGAAAAUAAAGUGGGGCAGCUAUUGGCA